CCGGGUCAGCCCUGUGGGGGCUUGGGAAAGAGAGCCGGACCACGAAGGGCCACUGGCAAGAUUUACACCUGCUCCAGCCAGCCUGCCCUCUGAACUAGGCCUCCUCGCAGACCUUCGUGGCCGUGAUCAUCUUUUUUCAGUGAGAGAGGAUUCUCGAUCAGGUCAAGUGUCGGCAAGGCCAUGGGCUGAGGAUGGCUUCUUUCUCGGACUCAUGGGCCCUGUGAGAGAUGGUCGGAGGGAGGCCAGGUGAGGCACCUCAUCACGUCCCCGAGAGCCUCCCUCCUCCUCCUCCUCCUCCUUCUCCUCCUCCUCUUCCUCCACGGCAGCCAGGCCCCUGCCUGGCCCUCACUCACUACCGCACCUUCCGGUCCCACGAGUGGAAGGUGGUGGAGCGGUCGCUGAGGCUCCUGAGGACCGUCGACUUCUACUGGGGCCCCCUGCCCGUUGGCGAGGCGCACGCCCGGCUGGAGGUCGAGCCCGUGGGCACCUACCUGCUGCGCGACAGCUCCCAGGUCAACUGCCUGUUCAGCCUGAGCGUCCGGGCCCCCCAGGGCCCCGUCAGCCUCCGGAUCGCCUUCCAGAAAGGCCGCUUCUGGCUGGGGAGCUGGUCCUCGGACUGCGUGGUCGGCCUGCUGGACACUGUGGUGGAGGCCACCCGGGCCAGCUCCUUCCCCUGCCAUGGCGGCUUCGCCCUGGUCUUCUCCUCGCCCCUCAGGAGGACCGGCGGCCACCCGCCCCGCCUGCCGGGCCUGGACUGGCCCCAGGGUGCUAGGCCGGGGAUGGGGCUCCGGGUCGAGGACUCGACCGAGGACAGCAGAGUUGCCUUUCGGCCAGAGCGGGGAGGGGGCCCGCCUCCCCCCGCCCGGGACUCGCUCCCCCACCGACAGUCCGAGCCGGCCCGGACCUGAGACCGCACGGCCCCGCCGCCCCCUCCUC
Molecule: messenger RNA, 936 nt
Organism: Ornithorhynchus anatinus (platypus)
Lineage: Eukaryota; Metazoa; Chordata; Mammalia; Monotremata; Ornithorhynchidae
Product: suppressor of cytokine signaling 1-like
Exons: 2
Coding region: 228-908 (226 amino acids)
Biological process (GO): phosphatidylinositol phosphate biosynthetic process
Cellular component (GO): phosphatidylinositol 3-kinase complex
Molecular function (GO): 1-phosphatidylinositol-3-kinase regulator activity
Source: RefSeq, a predicted model, not a curated record